GGUUGUGUUUGUGUGUGUCUGGCAGAAAAACCUACCAAGUGAAAGAGAUAGAGAGAGAGAAAGAGAGAGAGAGUCAGAGAACCAAAGUAUCCAGCCCUUUGGCCUUUUCUAUUCCUCUCACUUCUUCAAAGAAGAACUAUACAAAGAGAAGCAGACAGAAAGAGAGAGAGAGAGAGAGAGAGAUCAUAUUAAGCCUUUUCACCCUACCAAAUCAAUUAAUUCAUCCUCUCUUCCUCAAUAUACUUUUCAAUAUUCCUUCUUGCCAACCUCAGUGAGAAAUCUAAACCCCAACUUCCAAAAUACUCCUUUUGGAUAAUAAAGGAGUAAGAAGGCGGCUGCUCGGUCAUUGAAAGGCUGCUCGUGAGUGAUCUUUUCGUGAUCUCGGUCGAUUGGAGAUUAUUAGCUCAGGUAAACAAUAGCGAUUGAUUGAUGAUGAGCGGGAUGAAGCAGGAGGAUAUUCAUCACCAAGGGGAGUGCUCCCAGAGUAGUGUCCAUAAUCUACAACCCUACCAUCAACAGGAUCAGUUGCUUUUCCAUCAGCACCAUCACGGCCCGGAUAUAUUUAGCGGCGGAGGAGGUGACGGCAGCGGUGGCGGAUUGAUUUUCCCGGAAGUAACCCCUAUACUUCCUUGGCCUCUCCCUCCAGUCCACGCCUUCAACCCUAGCCAAUUCUCUCCUAGCGCCAACCCAAGUCCCCGAGAUCACCACAUCAUCGAUCCUUUUCUCCUUCCCCCGCCGCCGCCACCUUAUGGGAGCUUCUUCAAUAGGAGGGCGGCUAGUUCCCUACAAUUCGCGUACGAUGGACCGACCUCCGAUCACCUGAGGAUCAUAUCGGACACGCUCGGGGUCGGGGCUGUCCCGGGUUCCGGUGCACCUUUCGGCCUUCAGGCCGAGCUUGGGAAGAUGACAGCUCAGGAAAUAAUGGAUGCUAAGGCCCUCGCCGCAUCUAAGAGCCAUAGUGAGGCCGAAAGGAGGAGGAGGGAGAGGAUCAACAAUCAUCUCGCUAAGCUCCGGAGCUUGUUACCUAGCACCACCAAAACGGAUAAAGCUUCAUUGCUCGCAGAAGUGAUCCAACAUGUGAAGGAGCUGAAACGGCAGACUUCCCUGAUUGCUGAGACAAGUCCGAUACCCACCGAGAUCGAUGAGCUGAUGGUCGAUACGUCAGAUGAGGAUGGGAAGUUUUUGAUCAAGGCAUCGAUAUGCUGUGAGGAUAGGCCCGAUCUCUUGCCCGACCUAAUCAAGACCCUAAAGGCAAUGCGGUUGAGAACCCUGAAGGCCGAGAUCACGACCCUUGGUGGACGUGUGAAGAACAUUUUGUUCAUAACCGGGGAAGAAGACUUGAGUAGUAAUAGUAGCGGAGAUCACCAACAAUCACCCCAACAAUAUUCUAUAAGCUCUAUUCAGGAAGCUCUUAAAGCAGUAGUGGAGAAAGCUGGUGGUAAUGGCGACGAGUCUUCUUCAGCGAGUGCUAAGAGACAGCGUACUACUAACAUUAACAUCAUCGAACACAGGUCUCUUUGAUUGUUGUCUAUUCGACCUUCUAUGUUAUGCUUUCUUUGCCCUUCAGUUUUCCGGGCGUGCUGGUAUAUUGUGUCUAUUUUCAUUUGCAUUUUCGUUCUUAUUGCUGAGGAGGUAUACGGGUCUUUUAUUGCACCCGGUUAAUUCUCGAGACAAAUGGUCUUGAUCUCAUCCUUGAAUUUGGUGUGCCGACUUUGUGUUUUUGAGUGCCUGAAACAAAUGGGGAAAGUGAUGUGUUUUGAACACUUGUAUAUUUCUCCAUUUGGUAUACGGGGACAUGCUAGGAGGAUAUAUGUGGUAAGUGUCUGAUACGGCCAAAAUAUAUCGACUUCCUUGAACA
Punica granatum (pomegranate) is the source of this 1858-nucleotide messenger RNA. NCBI's taxonomy places the organism in Eukaryota, Viridiplantae, Streptophyta, Magnoliopsida, Myrtales, Lythraceae. The record is from RefSeq and is a predicted model, not a curated record.